Juglans microcarpa x Juglans regia is the source of this 827-nucleotide messenger RNA. RefSeq lists its product as uncharacterized. The record is from RefSeq and is a predicted model, not a curated record. The coding region runs from base 111 to 758 and encodes 215 amino acids. NCBI's taxonomy places the organism in Eukaryota, Viridiplantae, Streptophyta, Magnoliopsida, Fagales, Juglandaceae. The transcript has 2 exons.
UUUACCCAUUCUCGAAGACUUUUGGAAUUCAUAGUCUCCUUCAUCUUUGGUCUUCGCACUAAUACUAUUACUUACCCAUCUUGAAUGGUCUUUUGUGCUUUCGGCUCACAAUGCAAGCAGAAAAGAAGCAGCAGCGGCCAUGGAAAUUCUGCGUUCAUGCAAAGGCCAAGAAGUUCCGUUUCAAAAUCAAAGCAACAAGCAUCUUACCCACUUGGGAGUUCCAUCAGUGCUCCAUUUUUCUGAAGCUUGGGAAAUACCUACUCAGAUUGAACUCCGAAUAUGGAACCCCAAUUACUCCCAGGAAACAACAAACCAAAUCUCUAAAAUCCAAAUUCCGCAGAUUUCUCCAGAAAGCUAGCUUUCGAAGGUCCAAGAACCGAGCCAUUGGAUUCAAGGAAACGUCAGAUCUCUCACACCCAGAAGAAAACACUACGAAAUGGUUUGCUUAUAAGGAACUAAUCUUUAUGGGUCAUUUGGUCGUUGGGAUUCUUGCAUUUCUAUAUCAAUACCCAGAUCGGAAGGGAAUUAUCAGUCAUAGUUCUGUUAUCUCGCUAUACUUUGCUUUAUGGUUCAAGAAUUACAUGAGAGGAAGAAUCAUCAGGAAGUUCUUAGUCCUUGUAGUGCCUGCAACAGUGGUUUGUUCAUUAGUAUUUGACUUGGUCAAUUAUUUGAGAUAUGAUUAUAUUCAGAUGGCGUGGAACAACGUUGUUUCCUCCAGGUUGUCCGGUGAAUUUCCACGUCUUUUUCAGACAUCCUAAAGGAUAAUUCGCAGGGGUUUAAGAACAUAAAUUGUCAUUUUUUUUCAGGUAUGUCGCAAGCUUUUUAUC